Molecule: messenger RNA, 5079 nt
Organism: Melanotaenia boesemani (Boeseman's rainbowfish)
Lineage: Eukaryota; Metazoa; Chordata; Actinopteri; Atheriniformes; Melanotaeniidae
Gene: vps8
Product: VPS8 subunit of CORVET complex
Exons: 44
Coding region: 73-4164 (1363 amino acids)
Biological process (GO): endosomal vesicle fusion; protein targeting to vacuole
Cellular component (GO): early endosome; late endosome; CORVET complex
Molecular function (GO): protein binding
Source: RefSeq, a predicted model, not a curated record
AGUCUGCAGAAGAAGAAGAGAAUUAGAAAGAAACCAGCUGUUGUCCCCCAGUUUGUCCACAUAAAGCCAGAAAUGUCGCGGUCUCCAGACACCAGAAGUCUCCUGUCUGCUUCUUCCCAGCUCAACCUGAUGGAGACGGAAUCGAUUGACGAUAAGGAGUUUGACAUUCCUCAAGUGGAUACACCUCCGACGCUGGAGAGCAUCCUUAGCCAGAUGGAGGAUGAGGAAGAGCCGUUUGUCUUGGAGGACACCUGCACUCUGAACACAGACAACAUGGACGCUCAUUCCUGUGACACCUCCUCCUUGGCCAGCUCUGACAGUGGAGACCCAGCUUACCUUAAAAGAAAGAGGAAGACUCUGGAGCUGCAUACAGCCGUUCAUGGGUCGGUCCUUCGACUGAGCCUGCUGAAGGGCAUCUCUGCACAGAUUGUUGCUGCCGCGGACAAAGUGGAUGCUGGACUGCCGACUGCAGUAACCAUGUCCGGUGUGAUCGCCGUGGGAACGUCUCAUGGUCUGGCUCUGGUCUUUGGAAAAGAUACCAACCAGGCUCUGAGACUAUGUCUGGGUACCAAGACAACCGGAGCAGAGUUUGGAGCUAUCUCUGCCCUCAGCAUCAACCAUGACUGCUCACGGCUUCUCUGUGGGUUCGCUAAAGGACAGAUCACCAUGUGGGAUCUGGCCAAUGGGAAACUUCUUAGGACCAUCACCGAUGCCCAUCCUCCAGGGACAGCUAUACUACACGUUAAGUUCACAGACGACCCGACUCUGGCGGUGUGUAACGACAGCGGAGGAUCGGUCUUUGAGCUGGCCUUCAGGAGGGUGAUGGGGAUGCGGUCAUGUGACUCUCGGUGUCUCUUCAGCGGCUCCAAAGGGGAGGUGUGUUGUAUUGAACCUUUACGAGCUCCUCCAGAGUUCAGAGAUCAUCCCAUCACACACUUCUCUUUGCUGGCUAUGGCCUCUCUUACCAAGAUUCUGGUCAUUGGACUGAAGCCCACUCUCAAUGUCUGGAUGACUUUUUCCUACACCAAGUCGGACCCGUCCAGUGUCCCUCAGCUGGCCUGGCAGUUUGUUCCUGUUCAGAAGACUGUCAAUCCCAUCCUGGCCUUCUGCAAAGGAGACAUAAUCCACUUCCUCCUGGUGAAGAAGGAAGAGAUGGGUACCAUCCAUGUCAUCAAACAGAGACAGCUCCACCUCAGCUGUGACAUCAUUAGCCUGAAUUGGAUCAACAGUCGUACCCUGGUUCUGGUGGACAGCCAGGAGAAGCUGCAGGUGGUGGACCGACCCACUCAGGAGGUUUUGGAGACUCUGGACCUGGAACAAGUCCAGCUGGUCUACAACAGCCGACAUUUCAAAUCUUUGGCCACUGGGGGGAAUGUGUCCCAGGCCCUGGCUUUAGUAGGAGAAAAGGCCUGCUACCAGUCGGUGUCCAGCUACGCAGGACAGAUCGUCUGUCUGGGCACCAAGUCAGCUCACGUUCUGGCCCUGAGAAACUGGAAGGAGCGGAUCGACUUCCUUGUGAAACAGGAGCAUUUUGUGGAGGCGCUCGCUCUGUCCUGGUCCUUCCAUGAAGGAACCGCCAAGGCUGUGGUUGGUCUCCAUGGAGAUCCAGUGAAAAGAAAAGCAGUUCUUAGCGAUAAGAUGGUCGAGAUUCUUCUCCAGUUUGCAGAAUAUGCUUUAAAAAAGUGUCCAGAGCAAGGCAAGAUCCAGGUGAUGGAGCAGCACUUCCAGGAGGUGGUUCCGGUUCUGGUUGACUACUGCCUGCUGCUGCAGAGGCUUGAGCUGCUAUUCAACCUGCUGUAUACCCGGCUGACGGAGAAUAUGGUCGCUAAAGGCGUCUUCUUGGAGUCACUGGAGUCAUAUGUCAUCGCCAGCCGCCUGGGACACCUCCCCACUCCUGUUAUGAGGGACCUCCUCGCCCAUUAUCACGACAACGGCAUGAUGGACAGCCUGGAAAGAUGCAUUGUCCAUCUAGAUGUUACCAGCUUGGACAUACAACAGGUGGUCCAGGUGUGUUGGCAGAACCAGCUCUACGAUGCAGUGAUCUACGUCUUCAACCGUGGCAUGAAUGACUACAUCACUCCAAUGGAGAAACUCUUUGCAGUGAUCGGUCCUACAGUUAAAGCGGGGAAGAGCCUAACAGAUGAGGAUGUGGUGAUGGGGAACAAACUGCUGGUGUACAUCAGCUGUUGUCUUGCAGGAAGAGCAUAUCCACUCGGAGACAUCCCCGAAGACCUCGUUCUUCAAGUCAAGAACCAGGUGUUUGAGUUCCUGAUCCGACUCCAUUCAGGAGACUCGUCAUCAUCGGAGGAGGAGGUCUUUCCUUUCAUUCACACUCUUCUCCACUUUGACACCCGGGAGUUUCUCAAUGUGCUAGCCAUGACAUUUGAUGACUUUAAGAAUGACAAACAGGCUCUGGAGUACCAGCAGAGGAUCGUGGACAUCUUACUCCAGGUGAUGGUGGACAACCCAGACUUCACCCCGUCUCAGGUGGGCGGGCUCUUCACCUUCCUGGCCCGACAGCUAGCCAAACCCAACAACACUCUGUUUGUCAACCGGAAGCUCUUCGAUCAGGUUCUGGAGUUCCUGUGUUGCUCGGACGAUGAUUCUCGACACACUGAGAGGCAGCAGGUUCUGUUGGAGCUGCUGCAGGUCGGCGGCGUUGUCCAGUUUGAAGAGGAGAGGCUGCUUUGUAUGGCGGAGAAGGCCAAGUUCUACCAAAUCUGUGAAUUCCUUUUUGAGAAGAAACAUCUAUAUGACCGGAUCAUUGACUGCUACAUGGGAGACCCGCUCAGAAAGUGUGAGAUCUUCAACUACAUCCACAACCUCCUGUCCAUGCCAGGAUACAGCGAUGAGGAGAAACUCCGGGUCAGGAAGAAAGUUCUGCAGAACGUGCAGGAGCUGGUGACCCUCGACCCCAACAAAUCAGCUGACCUGGUCAUGUGUCAUUUCACAGAUGAGGUGCAGCUAAUCAUCUCUGAGCUUCAGGACGACCAGCUGCUCUUCAGGUUCCUCAGCUGCCUUCUGGAGCCACGGGAUGGACCGGUUUCAGGCUCCGUGCUGCCUAUGGAACGGGACCUUCACGAGCUUCUGCUGGACUUACUGUGUCGUUUUGACCCCCAGCAGCUGCUGGCCUUCCUCCACACCUCCCAGCACUACAGACUGGAGGAGGCCAUACAGAUAACAGAGACGUACAACUGUAAUGAGGCUAUAGCCUUCCUCCUGGAGAAGAAGGGGGACGUUAACGGAGCGUUUGGACGGUUGCUGCAGACACUGAAGGAGAAACUGUGUUUCCUCACGGCUGAGAGUGGCGAUGAAGAUGGAGGACAAGCUGACAGACAAGAGGAAGAGGAGACAGGCAACCAAUCAGCACUGAGGAGGGUGAAGGAUUCACUGAAUGACAUCAUCUCCCUCUGUCAUCGAAGCUGUCCGAACCUCGACCAGGAACAAAGAGAGGUCCUGUGGUUUCCACUUUUGGACACCAUGAUGGCGUCUCAGAAAGAAGUGAAGGGGCUCGAUGGUGAAAAGACCUCCGAAGGGCUAAAGGAGAUGACCCUGAAGGUUCUCAACUGUAUGAGCAGCUUUAUCUCUCUGCCCACCAUCAUUCAGCACAUCCUCCAGGACCCCGUCUAUGGAAAAGGAAAGCUGGCAGAGAUUCAAGGCCUCAUUCUGGGAAUGCUGGACACCUUCAACUAUGAACAGACUUUACUGGAAACCACCACCAGUCUGCUGAACCAUGACCUCCACUGGUCUCUGGCCCACCUACGCUCUGCCGUCACCAAGGGGCUCCACCCUCGACAGGACGUCUGCAACAUCUGCCUCCAACACUACAAGAGGAGGCAGGAUUCAUCUGAGGAAAUCAUUGUGUUCAGCUGUGGCCACCUCUACCACCUGCCCUGCCUGCAGCAGAAGGACUGUGGGUGGAGCUUAGCUUCAGAGCCGCCACAGCGGUGGAGGUGCUACAAGUGUUCCUCCAGCCAUGGAAGGAAGAGCCGCCCUUCAACCAGAGCAGAGAGAAGCUGCAGCACAUCUCUGGCUAAGGUGUCCAUCCUGUCAGAAGUGUCCCACAGUCAAAGUGCUGAGAAGACAGGCUUUUUAAUCCCCGUCCAACCAGGGACGGAGAGCUUCCUCCUCAAACUGUCUCCUCCUCCUUUGUUUGAAGAAUGAUGGUUGAAGAUAACGUUUCCCUUUGAAGAUUUUCCUUCCAGCAUCCUGAAGCAUUUUAAAUCAGUGUCUGUCUGUUUUUUUAUCUCUGUGGGACUUUUUAUCAGUUUUACUUCAGCCAGCUGAAACAUGUUGACCCAGACAUGUAACUGCAGGAAAUCACCAAUAAACCACGCUCCGCUUCACUAAAACCUCCUGAACAGACAAAACCCUACAGACCAACCUUCUAACACAGAGGAAACCGGCAACACUCUUCCUUCCACAGAAGCUGCUCCUGAUCCAGGAAAUUUAACAUCUGUCCUACAUUUAUCCCAACAUAUGCACAGCUACACAGUGUUGUGGUGGUUUGUGCUGCGGCCACAUCGCAAAAAAGUCACUGAUUCAAGUCUCGGCUGUGGAGCAGUUCAAACAUUGGCCUUUCUUUGUGGAGUUUGCAUGUUCUCGCCGUGUAUGCAUGGGUUCUCUCUGGGUUCCUCCCACCAUCCAAAGACAUGAUGUUAGGUUAACUGGUCUCUCUGAAUUCUCUCUGGGACAUGAGUGGUGACCUGUGAUGGACAGGUCACCAGUCCCUGUCCAUCUGUCCCGAGGUUUUCAGGUCCAGAGACAACAACCUCAGUCUUGUCUGAAUUUAGAAGGAAAAAAUUCAAAGUUAUCCAGGUCUUUAUGUCUUUAAGACGUCUUUUUAAUCUGACACUGAUUGGUUUAAUCAGACUUCAUGGAGAAGUAAAUCUGAGUAUCAUCUGCAUAGUGAUGUAAGUUUAUACCAUGAUAGUACCAUAGGUAACUAUGUAUAACGUGAAAAGAAUUGGCCCAAGUACAGAACCCUGAGGAACUCCAUGACUUACUCUGGUGUGUGAGGACGACUUAUCAAUUGCAUUAACACACUGAAAUCUAUCAAUUAAAAAUCACUUAAACCAG